This is a messenger RNA of Durusdinium trenchii, 1434 nucleotides long. The record is from the annotation of a GenBank genome assembly. NCBI's taxonomy places the organism in Eukaryota, Dinophyceae, Suessiales, Symbiodiniaceae.
AUGAGUUUCAUUAAGCCGAUUCCGGUGUUCAUUGGCCCAGCUGCAUUUUUCCAUGCGCAUUUUGGUAAUCGUGACAAGGUGCCUAGUACGGGCAGUGAUGUGGUGGAGGUCGUGCCUUGUGUGAUUCUUCCAGGCUUGACAAUGGUUUCAGCUGAGAAAUGCCGGGAUGCUUUCUUUGAACCCGCGAACUUCGAGAUCCUGAGCAGCGUGUCGGGUGGUUCCACCAUUGCCAAGAUUGAUUACUGGGAACACACCAGUGAGAUGGACAUCCAUGCAGCUUACGUCUUGAAUAUGUCAGAGUUAUCCGCAUCCUACUGCUGGUCCCAAGGAUUCAAAUACUGGGAGCUUGCCUUGAACCGGAACCUUUACUUCGAUAGCUGGAUUCACGAAUUGGGAACUUCCGUGGAAUGUGAAGGGUGUGCAGAGCUGCGGAAACGGGUGGAAGAACUGGCGAUCAAGGUCUUCAUUGGGCUAUGUGUCCCAGAAAUUUGCAGCGAAACUGAAAUCAGAGAGGAAGUGUCUCCAGGAUACUUGAUGAAUGUCCUCAACUCUCCGAUUCCGUUCCCUGUGCCUGGAGAGCCACAGCUGGAUGUGACGGAAUUGUCCCAUUGGUCCCAAUUUCAACUGGAUUUGAUCAUUGCAGGUCUUGACAAUUGCGGGACCACUUCCUUGGGCCGAUGGCUUCAACAGGUGCAAAGCAUCGAAUUGUCGAAUUUGGGUGAAGAGGACGACUUCUUUUUCCGAAACGACCGGCUGCUGCCCUUCCGGUCAGAAGUAGAAGAGUUCAAUUCUCAAUGGAAGAGUCGCCAAACCUUGAAGGCUUUGAGACAUCCUAAUCUAUGGGCGCAUCUUCGGGUCAGGAUGGCAUUGGCACGGAUUCCACAGUUGAAGGUGCUGCUAGUGGUUUGUGACCCACUCAGUCGCAUUGAUAAAGCUUUUUGGUGGUAUCACAUUUGUGAUCCACCUUUGCCCCAUCCAGAGAUUGCUCCCUUAGUGCGGCCCAAGGGCUGCUUUGAAAGCAUCAGCAGCGUGCUUGAACCCAGCUUCCUUGAUCGUUUCAAGGUCCAGCGGCACGUGGAACACUUGAAGCAACUCUACCAACACCGGCUGCGUGUGGUGCAUCAAGCGUAUAUGCGCGAAUCCGCCUGGGACACCUUUGUACAGAUUGCAGGCUGGAUAGGCGUUUCCGUGGUUUCGGCAGAGGUUCGCCUCGGGCGACACAAUCAUCGGCCAGGGCAUCGAACUGAUCUUUGCAGGAACUCAACCCUCGUCAACCUGUUGAAAGUGUUGCUGUCUUCGGAGUAUGACUUCUUGGAGAGAUUGUUGGCAGAUUCCAGGCUCCCCUUCACACAAGGCUUGCCAAAAGAAUUGCUGCGGCGAGAAACGCGGUGUGAGAGACCCGAAGAGUUGAUUGAACCAUCACCACGCAGCUGA